AAUAUUUUGAUUUUCAGUUAUAGAAGACUGUUAUCGCGGUAACCUUCGUUCGUUCGUUCCUCUGUUCGUUGGCAGUUUGUGAGAAGAAGCCAUGACGGACGGUCAUCUCUUCAACAAUAUCACCCUCGGCGGCCGCGGCGGCACUAAUCCGGGGCAGAUAAAAAUAUUUUCUGGGGGAAUUUUCUGGAAAAGACAGGGGGGUGGUAAAUCAAUUGAAGUUGACAAAGCUGACAUAGUGAGCGUGACAUGGAUGAAAGUUCCAAGGAGCAAUCAACUCGGUGUUCAGAUCAAAGACGGUUUGUUCUACAAAUUCACUGGAUUUCGUGAUCAGGAUGUCUUAAGUUUGACCAAUUUUUUUCAAAACACCUUUGGAAUAACUGUAAAGGAGAAGCAGCUUUCUGUUACUGGGCGCAAUUGGGGAGAAGUUGAUUUAAAUGGAAAUAUGCUGGUUUUCAUGGUUGGUUCAAAGCAAGCUUUUGAGGUUCCUUUAGCGGAUGUCUCACAAACAAACCUUCAAGGGAAAAAUGAUGUGAUAUUGGAGUUCCAUGUGGAUGACACAACUGGAGCCAAUGAGAAAGAUUCAUUGAUGGAGAUAAGUUUCCAUAUACCGAAUUCCAACACCCAGUUUGUUGGUGAUGUAAAUACCUCCCCUGCUCAGGUUUUCUGUAAUAACAUAGUAUCUGUGGCUGAUGUUGGUGCUGGAGGUGAAGAUGCUGUUGUUACAUUUGAGGGUAUUGCAAUCCUUACACCAAGGGGACGAUAUAGUGUUGAGUUACACCUGUCAUUCUUGCGGCUUCAAGGACAGGCUAAUGAUUUUAAAAUACAGUAUAGCAGUGUGGUUCGACUAUUUUUACUUCCUAAGUCUAAUCAGCCACAUACCUUCGUCGUUAUUAGCCUUGAUCCACCUAUUCGGAAAGGACAAACUUUGUACCCUCAUAUUGUGAUGCAGUUCGAAACAGAUUCUGUGGUUGAUAGUGAAUUGGCAUUAAGUGAAGAUCUUUAUAACUCUAAGUACAAAGACAAGUUGGAGCUGUCUUAUAAGGGGCUUAUCCAUGAAGUGUUCACCACAAUAUUACGCGGGUUGUCUGGGGCUAAAGUUACCAAGCCUGGAAAAUUUAGGAGUUGUCAAGAUGGUUACGCUGUGAAAUCAUCUCUGAAAGCUGAGGAUGGAAUUUUGUAUCCCCUUGAGAAGAGCUUCUUCUUUCUACCUAAACCUCCCACUCUUAUUACACACGAAGAGAUUGACUUUGUGGAAUUUGAGCGACAUACUGCUGGUGGUUCAAAUAUGCAUUAUUUUGACCUUCUUAUCAGACUAAAAUCUGACCAGGAGCAUCUCUUCCGUAAUAUUCAAAGAAAUGAGUACCACAAUUUGUACGGUUUCAUAAGUUCAAAGGGCUUGAAAAUUAUGAAUUUAGGAGAUGGCCAAGCCGGUGUUGAUAAGGUUCUUGAGAGUGAUGAUGAUGACGCUGUUGAUCCCCAUCUUGAGCGCAUCAGAAAUGAAGCUGGCGAAGAUGAUAGUGAUGAGGAGGAUUCAGAUUUUGUUGCCGGAGAGUAUGAUGAAGGGUCUCCUACUGACGAUUCUGGGGCAGAUGAUUCUGAUGCUAGUCAAAGUGGUGAUGAGAUAGAGAAGCCUGCCAAAAAGGAGCCAAAGAAGGAUCUUCCUCCUUCUAACUCUAAGGCAUCUUCUUCUAAGAAGAAAUCAAAAGAUGCCGAUGAGGAUGGAAAGAAGAGAAAACCGAAGAAGAAAAAGGAUCCAAAUGCACCCAAGAGGGCAUUGUCUGGAUUCAUGUUCUUUUCUCAAAUGGAAAGAGAGAAUAUAAAGAAAACUAAUCCUGGGAUUUCAUUUAUUGAUGUUGGAAGAGUACUUGGAGAGAAAUGGAAUAAGAUGUCAGUGGAGGAGAAGGAGCCAUAUGAGGCAAAAGCCCGUGUUGAUAAAAUACGUUACAAGGAUGAGAUUAGUGGCUACAAGAAUCAACAAGCACAACCACAACCACAACCGAUGAAUAUUGAUUCAGGAAAUGAAUCUGACAGCCCCUAAGGUUGCUUUAACAUUGAGAGUAAUCCUGUCAGUUUCUGUACGCAUACGGUUUUAUGGUUGCUUAUUGUCAUGACAGUCAUUCUGUUAUAUUUCUAAAUGAUGAUGACAUCUCUUAUUGGUAAAAUGGUGCAAGUUUAUUAUGCUCUUUGGGGUGACCAAAUAACUUGUGAAAUUCACUGGAAUGUGCUCCUAUAGUAACUAAGCUCCUUUUGUCAAAAAACGUAACUAUGUUCUUGGGGUUAGAAAAGGUGGUAGAAGGAUGAAGUUUAAGUGCUUAACAUUAUUAGGGACCUGUAUCUGUAACCCUAUCUGCUAACAUACUGAUUACAUAACAGUGUUUCUUAGUUUGUGAUAAGCUGAAAUAGGCAACAAAUUUUGCACUGAUUAAAUAUAUACUAAGGUCUGCAGUUUGAUUCUUGAUUAUGGUCUUGUACCCGAUUAAACUAAUGAAAAAACUAGUUUUUGAGUAAAA
Molecule: messenger RNA, 2510 nt
Organism: Trifolium pratense (red clover)
Lineage: Eukaryota; Viridiplantae; Streptophyta; Magnoliopsida; Fabales; Fabaceae
Product: FACT complex subunit SSRP1-like
Exons: 16
Coding region: 92-2038 (648 amino acids)
Cellular component (GO): nucleus; FACT complex
Molecular function (GO): histone binding; DNA binding; nucleosome binding
Source: RefSeq, a predicted model, not a curated record